This is a messenger RNA of Hyaloperonospora brassicae, 1947 nucleotides long. NCBI's taxonomy places the organism in Eukaryota, Oomycota, Peronosporomycetes, Peronosporales, Peronosporaceae. The record is from the annotation of a GenBank genome assembly.
AUGGGGGGCCACGAGCACCGCGAGGGAUCCCGAAGCUCCCGCUCGAGCGCGUGGGAAGGGUUCGAGAAGCUCAAGAAGGCGCUGGAGGGUCUAGCAACGGCGAAGGGCGUGUCGCAGAGCCGCAUUGGGGCGGUGGCGAAGCUCGCAGCGCAUUAUUCCAAGUUUUAUAAACAUGUGGUGCACGACAUUGAAGUGUUUUUGUGGAAGGCGGAGGUCGAGCACCGAUUGGCUGGACUGUAUGCUAUUGACGCAAUUAUUCGGCAGUCUCAUGCCAAGAAUGGCCCGAAAGACGCGUACGUCAAGCGGUUCUUUGUUCGACUGUCGGACACGGUCGCAGCUGUGAAGAAAGUUCCUGAGCAACUUCAGCCCAAAGUGCGACAUGUGAUUGAAGAAUGGGAGAAGCGCGGUAUUUACACAUUGAAACAGAUUGAAGACGCCGGAGGGCGUGAGUACAUAUCUCAAGGACAAGAUGGAAGCGCCGCGUCUUGUGCAUCUCCAGGAAAGUUGGCGUCGUUGUUGUCAAUCAUCAAGCAGAAGAAAGAGGAGCAAGAGCAUUCCAGUGAACAGCAGGGGCGACCGCUAUAUGACGAGUCACUAAACGGAGACGGAUACCAGAGAGACAACGCUGGGGAGUAUAACCAUCGCAGUUAUGUCAAGCAACGAGCGGACAACCACCUCUACGCCAGCAGAGACGUUGGCGGUAUCAUGGGGGAUGCACCUGGCGUCCCGGUCGGAAGCGGUCGUGUUCGUAGAGUCCCUGACGACCGUCCAAGCGAUGUGGACGACCGUGAUACCAAGAGAGCCCGCGGAUCUCGUUGGGGUCCGCCUAAGCUGGACAACUCUUUGUCGCAUGAUAGAGCUGCUCCAAUAAUUACGUCACAUGUCAGAGAGGUCGAUUAUCAUCCUGAUAGCGGCAGAUCUGGUUACAGCUCACCACCUCGCCAGUUUGCGUUGUUACAAUCUUCACAAGGUGUCCCGCCAAGAUACGACGAGUGGAGCAGAAAUGUGCCCUCGUCUCGUGGUCUAGGCUCUGGAUGGCCACAUAGCGAAAGUAUGCGCUCACCACAGCCAGGAAGUCUAGGCGAGCACAGCGCAAGCCCUCGCCAUCAGGUUGGGGUGCCGCGGUCGUCGUUUCCUGGUUCGGGCGACCGACAGGGGGGUCCUAGCAAUCGGGUGCCUGGUACUUCUGGAGAAAUUUGCCGCAACUUUCUUGCUGGACGAUGCACAUUUGGUGAUCGUUGCUGGCACAUCCACGACCCCCCGUGUCAGUCGGGAGGACCCCGAGCAGACACGGCUGAAAGUAGGCGGAAACCUGUGCUGUGUAGCAACUAUCCAGUGGGCAACUGUCGAUUUGGAGAUACCUGCAGCUUUGCUCACGGUGAAGAUAAGCUCGACAAGGCCACGGGGCCACCGAGACCUCCUCCCGCGGUGCAGGCCGACCAGGCUGACAGUCGGUGGCACGCACCGUCCAGUGCCCAACUCGGCGUGGACCCUGCGUCCCGGUCCCUCGUGUCCCCCUCUGCUGCUGCAGCGCCAUCGUCUUGUUCUUCUCAAGCUAGAUCUUACGGAGCCCCCCGAGGUGCUGGGCGGCACGCGCGGCCACUCGACCUCCAGUCGGGCACAAUGACUCCCCCGCAAGGUUACCCCGGGGCAGCGGCGAGCUCGACGUUCGUGACCCAAGGCCCUUCGCACCCGAGCAGCGGUACAGACCAAGGUCGGACCCACGUCCCAGGAGGCGGUGCCUCUGUCUUGCCACCACCUUCUGGUUCUGGUAGUCAAUUGCUUGGACCUGCAACCGCAACAACAGCAACAGCAGCAACAACAACAACAACAGCAGCAACACCAGCAGCAGCAGCGACUGCCGUCGCGGCCACUGUCUUGGCGGACGACGACGAUGCCGAUAUAGUGGAGCCCAAGUUUACGCUGGAGUACGACGACGACGACUAA